AGUGGAGCAGCACCAGCGCCUCUCUCCUCCAGCUCCAAGCUUUAUGUCUGUGAGGGCUGCUCACCGCCGGCGGGGAUAUUUUACGGAUGCUCUUCACCUAAUGUGACAAAUUUCAUACAAGUGCUCGAAACACCAGCUGAAGCAAUGGGAGCCUUUGGAGUGAUAACAGGGAUUUUACAGUACGUGGGACUUUAUAUUCAACUUAACGCGGCUCUCAACGUCGGACACGGCGAGGUGGAUAAUCAUAUCUCUGGAAAUGCUCUCUUUACCGAGGUGCCACACAACAUCAUGACGCAGAGCGGUGAGGAUGUAGAGAUGGCUUGCUCCUUCCGAGGGGCGGGCUCUCCCUCCUACUCCCUGGAGAUCCAGUGGUGGUACAUCAAGGACCACAGAGACUGGCAAGAGAAGCCUGCGCAGAUCACUAGUAAUGUUGUACCCCUGGAGGAAUCUUCCAAAGACGCCACCAAGAUUAGUGUGGUAAAAGUGGCCGGCAGCAACAUCUCCCACAAGCUCCGUCUCUCCAGUGUCAAGCCGUCAGAUGAGGGCACGUACGAGUGUCGCGUCAUUGACUUGAGCGGCGCUGUGGCUCAGCAACACCGUGUUCGCGCCUACCUCCAGGUGGAGCCUGAGAGGAGUCAGGGGUGGGAUGACGUCAAGCAGCAGGAGCCAGGGCAGCAGUCACAGGGGGACCAGCCCCACCCCCACCACCAGACAGAGGGCCGGGAACUGAAGAGGAGAUCCGCUGGCAGCACCACUGACUGUAAUGAGAGCUGUGUGCUUUAAAGUGUCUGCAUGUUCUUGACUUAUCUCUACAGAGGGGCUGUCAUCAACACACACGUCACAACAGACUGGACCCGUUUGUUUGUCUAUCUUUAAUAUUGCUGUUGAAUGCCAAUAAAGGGCACGACUGUACAUUGUGUUCUUUCUGUUGCUUUGUUAUUUGUUUCUGUGCUUUUCCCGCUAUUGCAUUGGGUUUGUGUUAAUGUGACAGUAAGGCUGUAAUCACAGAGAACCUUUUUUGUUGUUUUGUCCGAGCAGGACUCUUUCAAUGGCGGAGCACACAGAUCUUCUCCUCACAAAGUUACAGUACAUGGCAGUGCAGUCAGAAUUAUCAUGGAUGCCAUAAAUAAUAAAAAGGUGACACAGACACAGACACAGAAAAGACCAUUUCAUUUGCAAUGUCCAAGUUCUGCUGUAUUUUGCUGCAGUAUUUCAAUGUAAAUGCUUUCUAAAAAAUAAAGAAUAAAUCUUAGAACUUUUUAAAAGUACAUUGAUUUAAUUAAUGUUAUCUUUGUUUAGACAGUAUCUGUAUUUAGCUUUUUAAACCAAGUAGAAUGUUUGUCAAAAUAAAAAUGUAUGCCUUCAUCACAUCAAGAUAAUAUAUUUAUUCUUAUGUAUAUUCACACUUGGCACCGUAGACUUUUACUGUUGUCAUUAAAAUAAAGUUUACUCCGUGCUACUUAACCAAAUAACUCAAGAAACACGAGUAUGUUCAAACUUUUGUUCUCAUUUUCUCAAACACAAUAUAACUUUUUGUCUAAACUUUUAUGGAGUUUGUCAUCUGAAUCACAUUCUCCUCUUGACUGUUUGUUGUAAGUGCUGCUGUUUGGUAUCUGUUCUGUUAAAUACAUUCAUAUGAAAUGAC
Molecule: messenger RNA, 1645 nt
Organism: Cottoperca gobio
Lineage: Eukaryota; Metazoa; Chordata; Actinopteri; Perciformes; Bovichtidae
Gene: vstm2lb
Product: V-set and transmembrane domain containing 2 like b
Exons: 4
Coding region: 145-783 (212 amino acids)
Cellular component (GO): membrane
Source: RefSeq, a predicted model, not a curated record